ACGUUGUGGAAGAGGCAUCAACAAAUUGCUAAUAUAUAUUGGGCCGAGCUAAUAAACUAAUGCUAGCCCAAUAGUGAAGAUCCAGCCCAAAGCGUAUCUCGAAACCCUAAUAUAAAAUCGAUUUUGGUUCCUCAGUCUUCUUCUUGUUCUUGUCAAACACUUUGUCGGCGGAAACUACAGGAACAAGAGGCUCUUCCGUAUCCUUUACUUGCCCUAAACCAUGUCGAGGAGAAAGACAAGAGAGCCCAAGGAGGAGACAGUGACUCUUGGACCAGCUGUUCGUGAUGGAGAGCAAGUCUUCGGUGUUGUCCACAUCUUCGCUUCUUUCAACGACACUUUCAUCCACGUUACUGAUUUGUCUGGACGUGAAACCCUUGUCCGUAUCACCGGUGGAAUGAAGGUGAAAGCUGACAGGGAUGAGUCGUCUCCAUACGCAGCUAUGCUUGCUGCGCAAGACGUUGCUCAGAGAUGCAAGGAGCUUGGAAUCACAGCUAUGCACGUGAAGCUCCGUGCAACUGGUGGAAACAAGACCAAGACACCUGGUCCUGGUGCUCAGUCUGCUCUCAGAGCUCUUGCCCGUUCCGGCAUGAAAAUUGGCCGUAUUGAGGAUGUUACUCCAAUCCCAACUGACAGUACCCGCCGAAAGGGUGGUAGAAGAGGAAGGAGGCUCUGAGUUUUUGGCUUGUUUCUUUUUUGUCUGAACAAUGUUUUCUUGAGUUUUAGCUUGUUUCAUUUUGUCAGAACAAUGCUUUUGAACCACAUUUUUCUACAAUGAUUAAUCUAUGACUUUUGGAAAUUACUUAA
Messenger RNA from Brassica rapa (field mustard), 804 nucleotides. RefSeq names its product 40S ribosomal protein S14-2. Gene Ontology annotation, biological process: translation. NCBI's taxonomy places the organism in Eukaryota, Viridiplantae, Streptophyta, Magnoliopsida, Brassicales, Brassicaceae. Gene Ontology annotation, molecular function: structural constituent of ribosome. Gene Ontology annotation, cellular component: ribosome. The record is from RefSeq and is a predicted model, not a curated record.